AAUAUCCUUUGUAAGGUCACGCCCACCUAAAGCUCUGUACUGUUUGUCCUGAUAAAUCUGAUGAAGGAAUGGCUGCUAGAGCAGUGCUGGCCAAUAAUUGGUCGGACUGGGAGGAUGUGUUGAAACCAAGCUCUGACAAUUCCGUGCAGGUCAUCUCCCUGCAUGAUGAACAUGGUGGUUAUGAUAUCGAUCUGGUGGGAGGGCAGGAUGCCGUGGACGAUCUGCUCUGUGACGUCUGCUCUAAGCUUCUACGAGACCCUCGACUGACGCUGUGCUGUGGGAAGCAUUAUUGUGAGACAUGUUUGGAACGCUGGCUAGAAAAACAGGAUUCAACAAACAGUUGUCCUCAGUGUCGGAAGACCCCCUUUGAGCAUGUGCUGGACAAGUGUAUGAAGAGGAAAAUCAAUGCGAUUAAGGUGGUCUGUCUCCAUCAGGAGGACGGGUGUGACUGGGAGGGGGAACUAGGGACCAUUGAAACACAUCUCGAUUCUGGAUCUGGCUGUGGCUACAUUCCAAUCUCUUGCCCUAAUCAUUGCAAGUCCAUUCUGAAUCGAAUGAGCAUUCAAGUGCACCUAACAAGCACAUGUGAACUGAGAGAGUACAAAUGUGAGCAUUGUGGCUUGAACACACGCUAUAAUAAAAUAACAGAACACUAUGAAUCAUGUAAAGAAUUUCCGAUGCCGUGUCUCAAAGAAUGUGGCGAGCUCGUCAAACAAAAAUACUUGGCUGCCCACAAACACAAGUGUGCAAUGGAGGAGGUUGAAUGUCCAUUCAUGUGUGUUGGUUGUUAUACUCCUGUGAUGAGAAAAGACUUUGAGGAACAUUUGAAGCAAGAGACGCAUACUCACCUCUCAUACUUUAUGGAGCCCUUCACUACGCUCAAGUCCAGUGUGAACACGCUGACCACGAAUGUGAAUGAACUGUGUGCCCAUCAGAUGGAGGACAGGCGAAGGAUCGAUGAGCUACAGAGAAGACUGGUACUAGUUACAGAGAGUCUACAUACACAAGAUCUGAAGCAAGAAUCAACCUGGUACUAUAUGAAAAUUGGAUUUGUUGUGCUGUUCGUGCUAUUAGUCUGUGCUUUUAUAGCCAAGUAGGCAGAUACAUUCUUGCACAUAGUUAGUACUUUUGUGACUUUUGUAGCUUAAUUGUCUUAAUUUGUGCUUUGUGUACAUUCCAUACAACACUAUACCUCUUAGUUCCUGUAGCAAAAUUGUAAUACAUAUACACAAUGUAUACAACUUGAUAUCGGAUAUAAUUAUUGGAGAUAAAUUGAAGUAUACAUUUCACAUACAGGAUGAUUGCGUGCUACCCGGUACCCUUGUUAAACAUGAUACACAUUGUUGCAACCAUAAUCUUAACUCCCACCACUCAUCAGAGUAGUAACCGUUUUAGUCAAGUUAUCUCUAGCUAUAAUAACUGUUUACUUUGUUCGAAAUACAUUUCACUGUCAGUUUACUGUAAGGCACUGCUCUGACCGUAUAUGGCCACUUCUGGAACCUACAACAACUGAAACUCUAUAUAGAGUGGAGUAGUUCGUAAACAAUAAAGAUGGCAGAAGGUGGCAUUUCAGAGAAGAUCACUUGGCCUACAGAAUGCCCCUUUGCUGAAGUGGGGUGCACUGUUUGCCUGUUCAAUUGUCAGGAGUAUAAUCAUCACUUAGCUCUCAACAUUGAGCAACACCUUCAAUUGGUGAUGGACUUACAUAAAGAGAGUGAGGUCAUCUCUCCACUGCAGAAACUCAAUACUAUAAGAUCUGAGAUAGAGUACCUUGAAGGGACACUGGAGAGCUUGGGAGUGAGGGAGCUCCCUGCUCUGGAAUGCAUAAAGACGCAAAUGAAACAGCCGAGUGUAGAAAUUUCCAGUCUAGGCGACAAGAUCGCCUUCAGGAUGUCUGGAUUCAUAAAGCUCAAGGAGUUAUCACAGAAAUGGUGCAGUCCUCUGCUUACUCUCCGUGGGAAGCACCAACUUCGUUUGAUUGUCUGUCCCACUGGCACUGGUGCUGGUUAUGGGACCCAUCUCUCGGUGACUCUUGUGUCUCCGCUAGUAGGUGAGGGACUCGAAUGGCCAAUAGUACUGCCACGACAUCUCGGUGUAAAAGUGGAGCUAUUGGUGGAGACAGACGGUAGUGUAUCAGUCAAUGAAGACUCCUCUGGAUCUGAGAGUAGCUACACAAUGGGCGAGUCUCGUACACACACCUUCACUUGGCGACCAAGAGUGCCUAAAAUAUCAUCAAGUCGACAGUUGUCUAAUUCCCAGCUACGCGAGAAAGAGAAACGAGCGGAUGAUAGAGAAAUACAACGUCGAGUAUCAAGGAUUCUGCCCCCCUGGUGCCAACCACCCCCCACAGUGGAAGCAGCAGAACCAAAUCCACCUAAACCACUUCAGAGUAAUGAACCUGAUGUGGUGACAACUUAUCCACAAAAGAAGAAGUUGAGAAGGGAAGGAUUAAGUGAAGAUAUGAAACUAGAUAAGGAUGGAGUUACUCUGUUCUCAGAUGAAAUGUUUGCCACACAAGAGGAAAUUGAAGAUGUCAUUAGAGAGUUUAAUUCCCUUGUAUUUCAGAUAAGUAUUUGUUUAAUGCCAAUUACCCACAAGACAGACAAUUAGCUAUACAUACAUGUUGUCAUUUUUUUAUACACAAUAGUUAAUCUGAACAUUGUAA
Messenger RNA from Halichondria panicea, 2665 nucleotides. RefSeq names its product TNF receptor-associated factor 4-like. NCBI's taxonomy places the organism in Eukaryota, Metazoa, Porifera, Demospongiae, Suberitida, Halichondriidae. Gene Ontology annotation, molecular function: zinc ion binding. Bases 69 to 1097 code for a protein of 342 amino acids. The record is from RefSeq and is a predicted model, not a curated record. The transcript is spliced from 2 exons.